AUGGCUCUCAGCAACUUCGUCGGUGUCUCCGACAAACUGGUGCACUUUGAGAGUCGGGUCAGAGGGCCGGCAGCCGAAGACGACAAUGUACACACGUACGAGAUCCGUCGUGACCGGCUGCAAGCCCUCUGGGACAAUGUCGAAGCCGCCUAUUCCACAUGCGCUGAUGCACUGCAUCAAGACGGCGACAGUGAAGGCACACAGGCUAUGGAGGCGAAAUACGAUCACUGCUAUGCAGUGUAUGAGCGGUGUCUCGCCCAUGUUAAGGGGCAAAUUACCCAAAUUUCCGGGUCCAGCAGGAGAGAAGCAUCCGUUCCUCCUGUAUACUCCAGUGGCUGCCGGCUCCCUCCAGUCGACACCGAAGUUUUCCGUGGGGACUACUUGCGGUGGCCGACCUUCCGUGACCUUUUCACGGCCAUCUAUGUCAACAAUCCAAGGUUGACUCCGGUUGAGAAACUUUUCCAUUUGAAUUCGAAGACCGCAGAUGAGGCCAAUGAAAUAGUAGCCAAAUUUCCGCUGACGAACGAUGGUUUCGCGUCGGCUUGGGGUGCUCUCUGCGAACGUUUUGAGAACAAGCGCUUGUUAAUAACAAGCCAGUUGAAGAUCCUGUUUAACCUGGCCACGGUUACCCAAGAGUCGGGAGCAGCUAUCAAGGAGCUGCAGAGUACGAUUCAGCGUUGCUUGACCGCUCUUGAGCAUUCAGACAUGUCCGUCUGUAGCCCGUUCGCAGAUUGCAUCCUCGUUUUCCUCUGCUCGGCCAAACUCCCCAAGCUCACACUCUCGUUGUGGGAGCAAUCUUUGGUGGACAAAGCGAGAAUUCCCGCAUGGCAGGACAUGAGCACGUUCCUCAAUGAGCGCUAUCGUACGCUCGCAGCGAUUGAGGACGUGAAACAGACGGCCAACCCACAGAACGCGACUGCAGGACCAUCCCGUCCGCAGAAUUCCAAGCGGGUCAACUCCUUUGAGGCCCGAGUCACUCCGAAAGGCAAAUCGUGUGACUUGUGCUCAAAGGAGAAUCACCCUGUCCGGUCCACUCCAAAUCCAACGGCAACCAAUGUGCAGAAUUUCUUUGCCAAUAAUGCUCAGAAUGUCCUUCUCGGCACGGCGGUCAUCAAUGUUUGCCACUUGGGCACUACAUAUACCGCACGUGCGCUAAUUGAUUCCGGGUCCGAAGCGACCUUCAUUUCUGAGCGUUUGUUCCGACGCAUUAAGUUGCCUUUCCAGUCCGUGCGAGCCCAGGUAUCCGGGCUAAAUCACGCAGUUGCGGCCCAAUCGCAGAAGUUAUGUCACUUCAGCAUUGGUUCUCCGACGAAGCCGAGGCUCCAUAUCGAGACUUCGGCAUUCGUAGUUCCACAGUUGGCAGGCAAACUGCCCUCCUUCGAUAUGCCGCGAACUUUCCUAAAGGAUCUACCAGCGAUAGAACUGGCAGAUCCACACUUCUACAAGAGCGCUCAGAUCGAUAUUCUAAUUGGCGCGGAUAUCCUUCCGUCGGUCAUCUUGAGCGGCUCCCGGCCAAACAUUUGCGGCUUACUCCUUGGGCAGGAAACCGUGUUUGGCUGGAUUCUUACCGGCCCCGUCUCCCAGAGUAUGUCGACAACUGUUUCUGCGUUUUCGACAAGAGUCGCCCUCCAAGCAGAAGAACAGCUCGACAGCCUACUUUCCAAAUUUCGGGAGGUGGAGGAUAUUCCAGCGAAGCUGAUAAAGGAGUCAGACUUCGUUUGCGAAGAAAACUUUGUUAAGACUACUUCUCGUAGCAAAUGUGGCAGAUAUCGGGUGACUCUUCCAUUCCGGAAGCCCGAUGGCAUUGAACUGGAUCAUUCCAGAUCUAUAGCGCUGGCUCAAUUCCUCAAGAACGAGAAUCGUUUGUCAAGAAACGAUUCUCUAAAGGAACAGUACAAUGCCGUUCUCCAGGAGUACGUGGACUUGGGUCAUAUGACACCCAUAUCGCCUCAGGCGAUUGUCACGACUCCUAAUUUCUACCUGCCUCACCACGCCGUGUUCAAACCAGAUAGCACCACAACGAAGGUGCGGGUCGUCUUCAACGCAUCUUGUCCAUCCUCAAAUGGCAAGAGUCUGAAUGAUAUCCUUCAUUCAGGGCCCAUUCUCCAAUCGGAUCUCACGUUGCAGAUCCUCAGAUGGCGAUACUAUCGAUAUGUGUUCAAUGCGGACAUAACGAAGAUGUAUCGCCAAAUCCUCAUGGACUCAAAGCACACACCGUUCCAACGAAUUCUGUUCCGCACGUCGGACGGUGAGAUCCGUGACUUUGAGCUGAACACAGUGACAUUCGGUGUCAACUGUGCGCCUUUCCUGGCUCUACGAGUCCUCCAGCAACUUGCUGAUGACAUACGCUUGGAGUAUCCUCUCGCAAGCCGAGUCAUUUCCAACAACAUGUACGUGGACGACGUCCUAGCGGGGACACACACAAAAGAAGAGGCCAUCCGGACCAUUGCGGAAGCGUGUGCAGCCCUGGACAGCGCUGGCUUCCCGCUGAGGAAGUGGACGUCGAACCAUAAGAGCGUGCUGAAGGACAUUCCAAAGGACCAUCUACUUCGAGAGGAUUUCCUCGAACUCGAAGACUCCAGUACGGCGAAAACUCUGGGCAUCAGGUGGCAAGCUCACGAUGACGAGUUCUUCUUCAUGCCACCAGAAGUUGCCCAUCAGGACUCCUAUACGAAGAGGGAAGUGCUCUCGCAAAUCGCUAAGCUUUUCGACCCAGCCGGGUGGCUGGCCCCUUUCGUUAUCCGAGCCAAGAUCUUCAUGCAGGAGAGAACGCUGGCUGAGAACGCUCGAAUGGGACGAGCAUCUACCCACGGAUCUUUCACUCCAAUGGAAGGAACACGAGUGAAGCUCCAGUACCACGGAUUCUGUGAUGAGUCAGAAAGGGCGUACGGAGCAGCGAUCUAUGUCCGUGUGGAGACGGCGAACAAAGUUUCCACACAUCUCCUUACUGCGAAGACAAAGGUGGCUCCUGUCAAGUCUCUCCCAGUGCCACGUCUGGAGCUUUGUGACGCAGUCCUGUUGGCUGAGUUAUCUGCAGCCCUCCUCCUGAAUCUGCCAGCAGAAAGUUUCCAGACUUUCUUUUGGACUGAUUCAACAAUUGUUCUCGCCUGGUUGAACAAGCCACCCUGCAGAUGGACAACCUUUGUGGCCAAUCGCGUGGCCAAGAUCGUCCAAGCCAGCGACGCCAAGAACUGGUCGCAUGUGCGAUCCGAGCACAAUCCGGCAGAUCUCGCAAGCCGAGGUGUCCUGCCACAAGAAUUGAUGCGUAAUCCUUUGUGGUGGCAUGGACCAGAGUGGCUUCAUCUCCCGUCGGAUCAAUGGCCAACAUCUCCAAGUCCCAUUCCGGAGACUGCUGGAGCAACGGAUGAAGUGCAACGUCGCUAA
Drosophila sulfurigaster albostrigata is the source of this 3384-nucleotide messenger RNA. RefSeq lists its product as uncharacterized. The record is from RefSeq and is a predicted model, not a curated record. Bases 1 to 3384 code for a protein of 1127 amino acids. The transcript is spliced from 3 exons. Lineage: Eukaryota; Metazoa; Arthropoda; Insecta; Diptera; Drosophilidae.